GGCGGCGGGCGGCCACGAAAAGUAGGAGGCGGAGGGGCAGCAGGUCUGCGGGUCUGAGUGUCGCGGCGGCGCGCUCGCGGCGAGAAUCGGGAAGAGGAGGAGACGGCAAGGAUAGGCCCAGGAGCAAUGGCGUCCAAAGAGGAAGCAGCAGUAGAAAAUCUCAACAUGGCAAAUACCAAGCAGGAAAAUGAAAAAAAGGAUGAAAAGGAGCAAGAUGCUAAUAAAGUCGAGCGCUGGGCCCUCCCUUUGGAAGCUGGUGAAUAUUGUGUGCCUAGAGGAAAUCGUAGGCGGUUCCGUGUUAGGCAGCCCAUCCUGCAGUGUAGAUGGCACAUGAUCCAGAGGCUUGGAGAGCCGCAGGCAAGGGUGAGACAAGAGAAUAUGGAAAGGAUUGGGGAGGAGGUGAGAGAGCUGAUGGAAAAGCUAAGGGAAAAGCAGUUGAGUCAUAGUUUGCGGGCAGUUAGCACUGACCCCCCACACCGUGACCAUCAUGAUGAGUUUUGCCUUAUGCCUUGAAUCCUGAUGUUUUCCCUGAUGUUGAUAGGGAGACACCUGCUUCCUAAACUUACAUGUUUGUGAUAUACUUUUGUUAUAAACCUUUUGGUGUUACUCGGGUCUGGUGGGUCUCCUAUUACCAGCUUCUAAUUGAAUGUUGUGUUUUUGACCCAGUCUGUAAGAUUCUGUCAGCAAGGGAGUUUUACCUAUUGCAUGGAAAGAUGCUCAUUAUUAUUGUGAAGUUAAUAAAGCAGUUUAAAAAAA
Ceratotherium simum simum (southern white rhinoceros) is the source of this 756-nucleotide messenger RNA. NCBI's taxonomy places the organism in Eukaryota, Metazoa, Chordata, Mammalia, Perissodactyla, Rhinocerotidae. The record is from RefSeq and is a predicted model, not a curated record.